ACGAUAUCUCUGUAAUAAAGAUGGUGCUAAUUUGUCUUCAGUUUUGUUUUCGCUACUUGUUGUGUCCUAUUAUUGGUUGCUUAAAUUUAUCGACCUAAAAUAAUAUUUUCCUUGUAGUAGAUGGAGAGAGUGGUAAAAGUAAACGACCAAUUAAUCUUGGUUAUUGUCGGUUGUGUUUUGCAAAUAGAUACUUGAUUUCAUGUCUUAGUAUAUAUGUGAUAAUCGUAUCUACAUUCGUUUCAUCAGAUUACCCUAACCUUUUAAUAGAUAUUUUAGGUUGAACAUGCUCAUUCAGUAGAGUAAGAAGCCCCUUAGCUCAUGUUUCUUGUCACUUGACAUGUAUUAAUGUCUUUCUCAAGACUGACACCAAAUUCUUAGUUUGAAGUACAGUGAGUUGAUUUGUGCUGUUCUGCAUUUCGAUUCGCAGGUCUUAUUGUUAUUUCACCCUCUAUGGUUCUCAUACUUGACAUUAGUUUUAUGCUCAUUGGCACUUUUGUUUAGAUUGUAUGGGUUUUUUGCUAUUAUUGUCUGAUAGUUUAGUGAUGAAGAUUGACAGCAGUCAAUUUUCGUUCCAUUUUUCAGUGCAGGUCGGGUUUCACUGCUCGAUAUUUUGUAAUAAAUUUUCUCAAGUGUGUGGUAAAAAGGAAUACUCAGAUAGUUUCGUGGUAUGUUUGUUGCCCGUGAUUUAAAUCAAAAAUGCAGUCAGUACGUGUUUGAUCAUUAAACACAAAUGGGGAGGCUAUUUUCGUUUGCACUUCAAUGGUCACUAUAAUAGACGCCUGAUAAUCUUUCCAUAUAAAACAUAUAUUACUUCUCUGGACCCUAGGAAAUUUAGACAUUUGUUUUCAAGAUUAGUAAGGGAUCCUGUUUCAUUUCUUGCUGUCAGGGUCGAUUAAUUGUUCAUAAUGUAUGGUCAGAAGCACCAAGGUGUCAUUACUUUAGUGGGAACCCUAAUUUUCAUCAGAAGCAUGCAUCAUCAGUUUUGUAAGAUAUCUGCAUUUCGUUUUCUAGACAAAUUUGUUUACUCCCAUGUACUUUGAAUUCUUUCAUGAAAAUCAUGUGAAUAAAUGAUCAAUGUUGGCAAAUAUUCGCACAUUCUGUACAUCUAAGCUGUAAAAAGUUCUGUGUAAAACAAGCAGACACACCAGUUGUUAAUAUUUUGGUUUAUUUAACACUAGGAUAUACAACAUUUCGAAGUGAUGUACUAGAGGCCAUGCGAUUGUCAGAUUUAGAGGCAAUAUUUUUGGGUGCUAACAGAUGUUUCAUUAUUCGUAUCACAAGCAAAUUCAUCUUAGAACUUAUUUAGCCGAUGAGUUAGUGUGUAAUCUACUAAAUAGUUUGUAGAGAAAAGUAUACCUGGUACUAAAUCCAUUGUGAUAUUUGCUUUCCUGAUUGAUUAUCUCUGUUUAGAUGGGUCAAACUACAGAAGUUACGAGUAAUGAUGACGAACUGUGGAAAACAGCAUCAGAAGCAGGAGAAAAGUUCAGUGCUUUGUACUAUCGUGCUUUUGACAAGCCGAACAGACCCGAUUUGCCUGGAUUUUUUAUGGAUAAUGUUGUUCUUCUAUGGAAUGGGAAUCGUGUGGAAGGUCAACAACUAGUGGUUGACUUCUUCUCUAAGCUUCCAGACAGUACAUGCACCUUGCACUCAUUAUCUUGUCAACCAGUACAUAAAAGCCUAAGUGGUGACCGAUUAUUGGUUUUGGUAAAUGUGUUUGGUACCAUUAAAUUUGAACAACAUCCUACUCACAUUUUCUCCGAAACAUUUUUCUUAACACAAGAAUCAAAUUUAUGGAGAGUACAGUCAGUCACAUUUCGCUUCAUUGACUAA
Schistosoma spindalis is the source of this 1830-nucleotide messenger RNA. The record is from the annotation of a GenBank genome assembly. NCBI's taxonomy places the organism in Eukaryota, Metazoa, Platyhelminthes, Trematoda, Strigeidida, Schistosomatidae.